UUUCUUAUCCCAGUCAGUAGCAUUAUUCGUGUAACUUGUAUGUACAUUGGAUUUAUAAUUAGCAAUGAUUAAAAAGUUUGGUAAUGAAAUGACGAAUCUGGUAAUAACUGGAGUCGAACUUGGUAAUGCCUGUCGUACAAGAGUUGGCAACCCUAUUUGUCAACCAACCAAGCCUGCGUCACACGGUCACCAGAGUUGCCAACUUAGCGCUUUUGGCGCUAAAUCUAGCUCUUUUUCAAGUUAUUUAGCGCUUAAAUUUAUCAUUUAGCGCCUUAGCGCCUUUUUAGCGCUUUUUUAAAAUACUUAGCUCCAAAUUUAGCGCCUUAUGGCUCAUUACAGUUGCUCUUUAUCAUGUACUUUUUAUAUUUUCAUUUUUUUAUUAAUUCGUUUGUUUAUUUAUUUAUUUAGUUUUAGCUACCACGUAAUGUCAGUACCCCAGACGCUUGAUGUACGCAUUUUGUGACAAACAUACGUAAAAUAAAUACCUCUAUAGGUGUGUAAUGCUUUGUUUUAUCAAUAAAAUAAAAUCAUGGCUGGUGCGGGAGAACCGAACCUGUCGGCCACUCGUCAGAGUCCUGUCCAAGUUGCACAGUUGCGUGUGUUGCUGCCAUUCCAGUCUGAAAUGCUAGGUAGUUAAGUUAAACAAUAUUGUACUACCUUUUUCAUUGGAUACUGUUAUCAUUAGUAAUUUCACAGACGCGACGUACGUUUCUGGACAUUUUGUAAUAUGCUUGAAAUAAUGGCACACAUUUUCAUGACAUGCUUACCGCUGUGAAUGACUGACAGUGGAAUAUGGAUGGACCGAGCAUGGGUAGAGAGAUACGCGUCACGCGAAUACGUGUCUCAUACCAGUAGCGGACAAGGCAUAACCACGAUCAAGUCCUCGCAGUCGCCUCACUACCUCAGUGACUCAGUCGCCUGCCUCAGCUUCUCAAGUGUAAACCCGCCUCGGUACGUCGAUAAUUUUGCUCGUAGCUACGCUUACUUCACGUACAUGUCGCAAUUCGAUGGUUGCCUAGCUUUCUACAAGCAACAAUGAGCAAAAAGUACGCACAACAUUUUAGAGCAGAGUGGUUAAAAGACCCAAAUUAUGAGAAAUGGUUGCGGAGAGUAGAAGGUGAUGAUACGAAAUGUGUUUGUAAGUACUGUCAUUGCACACUGUCUGCAAAACGUAGUGACAUUGAUAGACACAGACAGACAUUAAAACAUAAGAAAGCAGAGAAACCUUUCAGUACCGAAAGACAAGGCACAAUACCAUUUGAAAAAGUGAGUAGUGACACACAUGUGACUGAAGGAAAUGUAUCCCUAUUCAUUGCAGAACACUGUUCAUUACGUGUUGUUGAUCACCUCAGUGAGCUGUGCAAAGUAAGAUUUGCAGAUAGUAAGGGAUGCAAGGAUUUCAAGCUAAAGAGGACAAAGUGCAGUGCUAUUGUGUGCAACGUGCUUGCUCCACACUUCAGCAGUGAUUUGAAAGAUGACAUUGGUGAUCAAAAGUUCAGUCUCUUAAUUGAUGAGAGUAAUGACAUUACAGUAACCAAGCUACUAGGAAUUGCUAUUAGAUUUUACUCAAGAAGUAAGAAAAAAAUUGUAGUGACAUUUUUGGACCUUGUUGAACUCCCAGACUGUGAUUCUACUGGAAUAUGUGAUGCCUUGAAAAGAUCCUUGAAAAAUAAUGGACUGGAGUUACAAAAGCUCACUGCUAUAGGGACUGAUAAUGCUUCUGUUAUGACGGGAGUUAACAGUGGAGUGUAUGCAAAACUCAAAACAGAAGUUCCUCAUCUCAUCCUUAUUAAGUGUGUCUGCCAUUCUUUGCAGUUAGCUGUGUCUCAUGCAACAGCUCAGUGCCUCCCUAGAAACCUAGACUUUUUGAUUAAAGAGACUUAUAAUUGGUUUUCCCACUCUGCUAUCCGCCAAGCUAGAUACAAGGAAAUAUUUUCUCUGAUAAAUGAUGGUCAAGCUCCACUUAAAUUAAUUCACCUGAGCCAGACUCGAUGGCUUUCAGUUGAAUCGGCAAUAGUCAGAAUUUUGCAACAAUGGCUUGAACUUAAGACUCACUUUGGCAUGGCAAGACAUGGUGAAAAGUGUUACACAGCUGAGAUCCUGUAUGGAAUGUUUUGUGACAAGGAAAACUAUGCAUUCCUUGUAUUUCUGAAACAUAUUCUGGGAGAAGUUCAGCGAGUUAAUAAGAAAUUUGAAGCAGAGGUACAAGAUCCAACGAAACUACUGAGUGACCUUCUUCAUCUUAUUGAUUCUAUGAAGUCAAAGGUCCUCAUCCCAGGUAAAACAUUAAAGGCAGGGAGUUGAUUGAAAGCUACUUGGACCCACGUCCUUACUUGGGAUAUGAGUUUGAAAAGGAGAUGUCAGAAUGCAAAUUUCCUCAUGAAAACAAAUAAGACAAAGAUGUGUAAGUUUUGUUGUGGAGCUAAUCAAACAGCUUGAGCAACGUCUGCCUGACAAUGUUCAAGUCUUGCAGUCAAUGUCCUUACUGAGUGCAGGUGAAUGCUUGCAACCCAUAAAGCCUGGAAUAAUAGAUCUAGCAAAGAUGUUCACUGAGAGUGAUGAAAUUUUGACACGAAUUGACUUCCAGUGGAGAAAUCUACAUAAAAUACUGUGGAAGAAAAAUACUGACACAUCAGAACUCUGGGCUGAAAUAUCUUCGCACACAGAUGCAACUGGAGAAAACCCCUUCAGUGAUCUUGCAGAAUUGGCUUUGACUGUCCUAACACUACCUCACUCGAAUGCAGAUGUGGAACGCAUCUUCAGUCACAUGAAUAUCGUGAAGUCAAAGCUACGAAAUCGGCUGAGUAUCAAAAGCUUAAAUGCGUUGCUGACUAUUAGAUAUGGACUACGAAGAAAUGGAAGCUGCUGCUAUGAUUACAAACUGCCUAAGGAAGUACUUCAAAGUAUUGGAACACUUAAAGCAUACGAGUCAUCACAAUCUCCAGCAGGAUGCUCACACACACAACCACAGCAGAGUGCCGCCACAGACGAAGAGAUUGGAGACUGGGAGCUGGCAGAUUUGGAGUAAAACGCUUUUUUAGCGCUUUUUAGGGGUGGACAUGGUGCCUUUUCAAAUUACGAGUUGGCAACUCUGACGGUCACACUGCGCGGUCUGCGCCCCGCCGUCCACUGACUCCACCGAGCAGCCCUGUCAUGUUUUCCGCCUUUCUCGCCGUCUCAGGUGUCAUGCAGCCCCCUGACUCGCCACACAGGUUUCAGUGAUGAAGUUUGUGAUGGAGCAUGUGAGCAGAUUGAGGAUGGCUAGGCAGGCUGGGUGGUCUCUGCAGCCAGCCUGAUAGUAUCCACAUCACUCCACUCUCCCUUAUUCUCACCAAGGGAGGCAAUGCACCACAUCUCACGUAGGACGUGCUGCACCGGUGGCGAGGCGUCGAGGGAAGCACCUCUUUGUGUCCCAGCCCACCACUUUACUGAACACAUGAAGGUGCUCCAGAGUUUCAAGAAGGGUGGCACACAUACUUAGCUGCACUACAAGCUUUUGGAGGUCCAGCAACACACUGCACACUUCUUUCCUAAACGUGUGUGCAGAGUGCAAGACAGAGUGGCAAGGAUGGAGGAUGCAUCAACAUUAACAGCGUUAUUGGUUCAAGCUUUCUUUUUUUUGUGUGUGUGUUUGUGUGUGUGGAAAGAAGUGCACACAGUUUUAACCGAAGGAUUAUAUGUGUGUGUGUGUGUGUGUGUGUGGGCAGCUUUAUGGGCAAGUGUGCCAGUCAUUCCUUGAAUUCAAUGUUUUUCAUUUAGGGAAAAAUUGUUGUAUAUAAUUAGGUUUAUAGACAUUUUUGAGUGGGAAUGUUUAGACUGAUUAAAUAGUAAGUUUCUCUACUUUGUAGAGCUUUGCUGUUACUGUUCUGUGUAAGGUUUCAAGGGCCGUAUUCUACAAACCAUCAUAGCUAGUGAUGUGAUUGUAGACAAAAUGGUGCAUUUUAGACACAAGUCCCUCAAUGACAGGCUCUCACCUUGUGACUCGUCAUAAGUGCCAAGACAGGGUUCAGUCUGUUGUAGCGCUGCCAACCACUGUCUUAAAACUCUUCUCAGCAUGGUGAGAGCUUGUUUUAUGUACCAUGGCAUGAUCCCCGACAGUUUUUGAUAUUAAUUAAUGAUAAAUAUCUGUAAUGAUGGCUAAAUAAUGUCCUUUGAUGGAGUAAUUUAUCAUUAUAGAUAACUGCCAAGAGG
Portunus trituberculatus (swimming crab) is the source of this 4191-nucleotide messenger RNA. RefSeq lists its product as uncharacterized. NCBI's taxonomy places the organism in Eukaryota, Metazoa, Arthropoda, Malacostraca, Decapoda, Portunidae. The coding region runs from base 1036 to 2304 and encodes 422 amino acids. The record is from RefSeq and is a predicted model, not a curated record. The transcript has 5 exons.